GUCAACGAGCAGUGAUCGAGAUCACCGCGUGUGACGUUGACUUUCGGUGGUUGUUUCGUGCGAAUUCGAGCGACGGGAACCCGUUUUCGAGCACCUCGAGUGUUCGUUGUGUUUGUGUGGGCUCCAUACCUGGGCUAAGUAGCGUUUUGGUUGGCCCCAACCUGUAUUGUUGUAUACACAUUUGUGUACGCUGGUUUGCGUUGUGCAGUUCGGGGGAACUUCGGAAGUCAAUAGACUCCUAACUGUGCGCGAGAUGUCCGACGAGUGGCCGAGGGCGUGUUGUUUGGUUUGUGUCGUUGUUUUGAUCCGUCCUGAAUACCUACUGAAAAGGCAUUGAAAAACUAAAAUAACAAAUAGUUGUUUCCGAACAAAGAGCUGCCGCCACAUUGGUGGCGUUGAUCGCGUGGACAAUCGGAUGCGGAUAAGUGAUUUAUGCUGUGUCAACGAUACGUUCGAAAUAGGUAAUUGAGGAAGUGCGUGUUCCUCCAACGGUACAUUUCGAUCGGUAGCGAUCGCUACGGGUUGUGUGUUUGUGGUUCGCGUGACUUCACUCUGCACGCGGCUGCAAUGUUCUCGGCGAAGAGAGCUAGUGCGAAACUGCCCGCCGCCCCGGCAGACGAUAAGCCCGAGGACAGGCCCCUAAGCCUGUACGACAACCUGAUGGCUGGAUCUUCCGGCUCGGGCUCCAAAGUGUUACAAUUUCCGAACAUUCAGUUCAAGUUUGACGACGAUGGUCCAUCCACGCUAAUGAGUGAUGCCAAAUCGGACUUCUUUGGACUCUCGAAGGCUCCCGCUCCAGCGAUCGUUGAUGACGACGACACCGCUCACGCUAAGGACGAACCCGAUGAGUCACAACAGCUGUUCUCGGAACACGAUCGGCGAUCGCCACCGGUCUGCAUCGCACCAGCUACUUCGUCACCCACCUCCACUGCCAGCACAGCUCCCGCCAGAUCUUCCGGAUCGCCACAUGGCUCCCCAGGGGGCAAAUCCCGCCCAAUUUCCACCCAUCGGAAUAUCACCAUCAAACUGCCCGAUGCCGAAAAACCAUCAGAGGCCGUCUACAUGACCACCACGGUGCCGCAGAACUUCUCCAAGAACAGCCACACAUUGAUCGGGAGACACAAACCCACGCGCAGCAGCCUGCGGCACAGUCGGAUGCUGGUGGUGAGCAAAAAUUUCCACCAGCGCUACCCGAAGGGAAACUCGCUGAAUCUGAAACACAUCCGGCUCAGCCGGUGGCUGAUGGUGCUAAAAGUUCUAAUCGGUUCGCUACUUACCAUUAUGGGGCUGGCCAUUAUGGUGUGGUCCCCCAAUACCCACACCAAGGACAAUCCCUACUGGGCGGGAUUGAUUCUUGUCCUGAGCGGUUCCUUGUUCCUGAUACUGUUCGACUACAAGCGGCGGCCGGCGAAUCGGCUGCGCGAGACUUGCUUCAACGUCAUCCGGGUGAACGCUCUGGUGAUUCUGCUGCUGACGAUCUUCUUCACGAUGCUGGCGUUCAUCUACGCGCUGAUACACACCGCCAAUUUGAGCUCCAGCAGUUUACGGUGCGAGCCGGAGUAUAGCUUCAACGUGAACGCCUCGAGUUGCGUCUGCACGAUCGAUACCCGACCCUUUUGGGGAGGGAAGCCGACUUCGUCCACUGGUGGUGAUGUGAGAGCAGGCGAACAGCAGUUAUUCCCUGGUGAGGAGGCAGAGGAGAAUAGUACCACCACCGCCACCAAUGUGGUGGUUAAUUUCCGAAAAAUCGGGGAUCAGUUUGAGGACGAGAGCGUGACACGGUUGGAGUAUCGUGAUUUCAACUGCAGCGAAGUGUUCGGCAUCUGGUACUACGUCACGCUGGUCUCGACCGUUCUCAGCAGUCUGGGCUGCCUGCUGGCGGCCACCUUCCUCGCCAUCUACGGUGUCGAGUGCCAGCGUCGUAUCCAGGAGCGGAAAUAUCUGAAGGCACGCGAAGCCGCCCCCAGUGGGAGCAACGGGAUCAAGAUGACCGAAUGGAAGGUUGACGACGAGAGCACAAACGCGGCGGCGGCAACGGAUGACACCGGAGCAGAGUGCACCGAAACCAAACCCCUGCAAGCUGACAGCAGUCGGCGGAAAAGUUCCGCAGACGUUACCGAAAGUAUUGACAUUAAGACUAGUGAAGCGUAAUACACGUGUAUUAUUUAAAACAAAGAAAAACAAUG
Messenger RNA from Toxorhynchites rutilus septentrionalis, 2186 nucleotides. RefSeq lists its product as uncharacterized. The record is from RefSeq and is a predicted model, not a curated record. Gene Ontology annotation, cellular component: dystrophin-associated glycoprotein complex; sarcolemma. NCBI's taxonomy places the organism in Eukaryota, Metazoa, Arthropoda, Insecta, Diptera, Culicidae. Bases 568 to 2151 code for a protein of 527 amino acids. The transcript is spliced from 4 exons.